UCGUAUGAACGGUUUGUUGUCAGACGGACGGCUAGAUGCGCUAGAACUAGUGAUAGUUUUAACGUGUGAUCUCAUAUCUUAUGUACUGGAGGUUUCUGAAGCCAUGGACAGCAGAACACCAUUGGCAGCCCUGUAUCUCUCUGGAGAUGUGGAUUUCUCAAAACUCACUCCUUCACAAUUUGGCAUAUCAACAAACAGCUUCUUGCCGUCCUCCAAGAUUAAAGAUAAAUCCAGAGUCGCUCAGCUGAAGGCCAGGAGGAGAUCCACGAUUGGGGUCCGGGGAUCUCCAGAAACAAACUCCCUCAUCUGCUUCAGAGCCAAACAAGCUGCAAAAACUCCUCCACGAACACCACAGCUUUUGCAGGGGAGUCCAUUUCUUUCACGCUGUGACUCUCUGAAGAAGAAGAUGGCUGCUUUCCAGUGUCUGAUGGAGGAGGUCGAAGAGAAGGAUGAACAGAAGAUAAAUGAGGAGAAUGAGAGUGAUAAAAGCACUUUGGCUAAAGAUGGAAAGGAGAACACGCUGAUUACACACAGCCCACCAACUUCGAUGACGCCGCCUCCCUCAAAGAAACGCUGCCGGGCCCCACUGAGAGAGUGUGAGGACAAGAUUACUGAGAAGCCACUCCCCUACCCAACCUUCACAACACAACAGGAGCAAGAGUUGAAAUGCAUCGAGUCUCAAAGCCAGAGGCCUCUUUCAGACUUGGAUUCGGAUGCAAAGAAUGAGCUUCUGUCUUUACCCAUGCUGUCAUUAAAACCAGACAUUAAACCAGCAGAUGAGAACGUGGUAUCUUCUGUACGCAAGAAGUGUGUUCGUUUUGGGGCCCCGCUCUCUCCAGAGUUCUUUGACAAAUCUCUCCCUCCCAGUACCCCACUACAGAAAGGAGGCACCCCAAAGUAUCCUCUGUCAUCUACGGGCCCUAAACGCUCUCUGCUGAAGACCCCUCAACGGUCUGAUCCUCUUCCCCAACCUGACUUCAGUAGUCCUCAAAGCAAUGGAGCCUCUCCUGUCCUGGUUAUUGACAGACACAAUGCUGGACUGGUGUAUAGUGAUGAAGUAUUUGAAGAGAUCGAGAAGAUCAGUUUUCCCAGUAUGGAGGACGAGUCUCCCUCAAACAAACCUUCUGAGGACGGCAAAGAUGCACUCUCUGCUGAGGACCCAGGGCAGCCCCAGGCUGAAGAUGUUGAAGUUAUGAACGCUGCUUUUCAAGAGGAAGAGGAUGUACCAUUAAAUUCUCAGACGGAGGAAAAACUAGCAUGCCCCACUGGUGAUCAGCCACUGGCUCUCUCCGUAGAGGAUGACCAGGAGUCUUCUGCUAGCUCUGAACAGACACUUUCAUGUAACUCCAGCAUUGAACCAACUCGCGCUCGCUGUAGAAAAAGAAAGCAACCAGGGGAGAAUGAGCCUGAGAAGAGGAGAAGCUCGCGUACGGCGGCAGCUUCUGCUUCAGGAAAGAUGAAGAAGAUGUCUGGAGUGCAAAGACGAUUUGGUAAUAAGGAGGUGAAUCGUUCUCUGUAUGGGAAAAGAGACUAUGCCUCAAAAAACCCUCUUCUCAGCCCUAUAUUUGAGAUGAUGUCUACCAGUCUCAACAGCACGCCUCAAUCAGGAAAACAAAUAGAUGGGACUCCCAGUGUUCCCCAAAGCAAGAUUCGUCCCACAGUAAGUCUGGAUACUACCUGUACACAGACCAAUGAAAACGAGCAGAUGUUGAGCUCCAUUGUGGGCAUGGCUUGUGUGGAAGCCUCAGUUGGAGCUCAGGAUCCUGCAGAAAGACGAAACUCGGCGUCAAAGGCUUCCAAAGCCAAACGUGAAUCAGGGAGGCCCGUGCGCAAACGUCGUAGCUCAUGCACAGACAAAAGAAAGGAGCUUGGCAGUCUAGCUAUUAGCGGUGAAACUGGGGAACAAGAUACUGAGAACCAAAAGCCACCUGGAUGUACCUUAAUGUACCGAGACAGUCCAGUGCAUCAUGAAACCGAGUGCUCCGAGAACCAAGAAGCUGAGGCUGUAAUAAGCUGCGUGCUACCAAAUGGAGACUCCAUGAACAUUGAGAGCUUGGAGCAGAAGAUGCGAAAGAAUAAAAAACAUGGACUGGUCCAAAAGGCGCUGGAAAGCCCUCGUGGAAAGCUAGUUGAGAGUGGUCAGUCAGAGCGAGUUACUGAUGAGAGCAACACUGGACCCCCUGAGCCUAGUCUGGCCCCCUGGCAGCAGGCGGACUUCAACAUCGACGACAUCCUGAAACCUGUGGCGAAGAGUCGGGGUUCUGUGCGACGCAGCCUGAGGAACCGGAGGAGCGUGGACCUUCAAGCUGUGGGCCUGGCCUGGGUGGAUCACACUUCUCCGGAGCCGAGUAAAGCGAGCCGGAGGAAGACGCGGGGAAGACUCAGCGGAGUUUCUGAGCCUCUUCUCUCUCAGGCCUCUGAGGAACCAGCACCAAACUCACCUCAAUCAUUUGUGUGUCAGUUAGCCGUUUAAUUACUCUCAAAUGAGCUUAGGAUAAAAUACUGCUCUGUUCUCUGGUGUAAUGUUUUAAAUUUCUUUUGUUGUUGUUUUUUUUUUAUAGAAUUUUAGUGUCCAUGGAUGAAAGAAGAUUGUAUUAUUGUUAGAUUACUUCUGCUCAUUAAAUCUUCUCUUGGGUGAA
Molecule: messenger RNA, 2639 nt
Organism: Sinocyclocheilus grahami
Lineage: Eukaryota; Metazoa; Chordata; Actinopteri; Cypriniformes; Cyprinidae
Product: cell division cycle-associated protein 2-like
Biological process (GO): regulation of mitotic nuclear division; regulation of chromosome segregation
Cellular component (GO): chromosome; nucleus
Source: RefSeq, a predicted model, not a curated record